Molecule: messenger RNA, 4464 nt
Organism: Sabethes cyaneus
Lineage: Eukaryota; Metazoa; Arthropoda; Insecta; Diptera; Culicidae
Product: DAZ-associated protein 2
Exons: 4
Coding region: 152-751 (199 amino acids)
Source: RefSeq, a predicted model, not a curated record
ACAAACAAAUCGAUAUUCAAAAAGUUACUUAAAGUAGAAAGUCUUUAUCACAAUUUUGUAUUUAUUUUUAUCGUAUAUUGCAUUGCAAAUUAUAUAUAGUUACAAAUUUACAAGUUAACAGUAAUAGUGAAAGGCUAAGAAAUCCUAUACCAUGAACAACAAAGCAAAUAAUGGAUAUCCGUACGACGCUCAAUCAGCGGCAUAUCAACAAUACGUGAAUAGCCAAUUGCCAGCGCACGCACAGCUGCCACCAUCGUACAACUCUGUGGUGACUAGCAUGACACCGGCAGGCUAUUCUCCGUAUCCCCCUGGACUCGUCCAGCAGCCAUUUUACACCAACAAUUGGAGCGUGAAUCCGUCCGCACCGCAGGCUGCAACGAUGCCGUUCGCCGCUCACCAUCUUCCUCCACCACCACCCUAUGCAGCAGCUGCCGCACAACAGGCUGCUGUUGCGGCCAUCCCAGCUCAAACAGUACAUCCGACAAUGUACCAAUACCCGAUCGCGACUCCACCUCAAGCACAACCACCGCAAGUGUAUCAAGCGCAAAUGUAUCCUGUACAAGGUGCCAUGUAUGAUGCGGGUGCGCGCUUUGGAAAAACCGGUGGUGCAGCCACUAUUCCACCACCACCACCAGGAAUUGCACCAACAGCAGCUCAGAUCGCUGCAAUGCAGGGCCAGCAGGUCGUAAUGACGAAAAAGAAGAAUAACUUUAUUCACGGUGGUAAUGGUGCUGGAUUUACGUUUUGGUAAUAAUCCAACUGGUAGCUUGAUACGUGAGUAUAUUUUACUGACUGCCCAGAGUAACCAAACCAAAAACCGGUGAUUUUCAAUUACUUUACUAUUGGUUUUUUACAUUAUAUUUUGCGUAGUAUAAUUUAUAAUUAAUUGAAAAUGAAUAUUGAUACCUCUUUUAAAACGAUGUCGUUAAAAUGUUUUGGUUAUUUUUUUAGUUGUCCGUUUCACAUGCUUGUUCUUUUUCUGUUGUCGGUAUUUGAACUUAGAUUGUAGGCGCUAAACUUUGGUACUGCAAUUGUAAAACAAAAGCAACACAUUAAAUUCCAGGAAAUGAAAACGUGGUGAACUGUAACGAAUUGCGUAUGUAAUACAAAUCUAACGACGCAGAAGCAUACUGCACCUAGGAAAAGUUAAUGAAUAAUUAUUAAUCAUAUGUUAAACAGUUGAAGCAAACAAACCCGCAGAAUGACUGUAGAAGUUCGCCAAUUAGAGUGCAGUGUUCGAAUAGAACAGUGGCGCCGCAAUAGCAAUUUAAUCAGGAUUGAAUAAUAUAAUAGCAAAAUAUUAUUCAUCAACACGCUAGGAUCAGCUGUUACAAAGCUCACCAAUAUACUUAUAUUAAACAAAUGAGUUACAAAAAAUAAAAAACAUACUAAUAGAGUUGAGAAAAGGAGGACAGUUUCAACUAUAUACAUACUAUAUAGUCAGCUAAGCAAAUUUGAAGCCUCGAAGUAAACUUACAAAUGAAAAGGCACUAUUGCUAAUCACAGCAUACCCUUCAUCAGUGGACGACAAACAUAUUAUACAGUUAAUGUUCCGUUUUGUAAUACCCAACCUCAGUUGUUCCGAACAACUUCAGAAACGAUACGCGAAUCAAUAUUUCCCAUGAUGGGCAACAUUAACAAAAAAAAUGCCAUAAUGAAUUGCAGGGUCAGAACAAAAAUUGAAAUUCUCUAUCUCUCCAGCCAUAAUACCCCAAUGCCUUGGUAUUUGUUUUGUGCACAAAUCACUUCAUGAUGAAAAAUCAAUAAGCAAUAGAUGACAAAAUUUGUGCUCUCCGUGCCGUGCCUUUGGGUUGGAUAUGACCUAAAUUCAUAACAGUGAACACAUUGUAUCUUUCUAGUUUAUUUUAUACACAAAAAUGAUGGUUUAUUUAAAAUAUCGCACUACUUACUUUUCUUAUUUCUACUUUAGUCAAAUCAAAAUCAAAUUAACAACAUACACUCUGUAAAGUUUGGUACAUUUGGUUUUGGAACAAACAAUUGCGUGCAUUGCGGAUUCCAAUCUAAAUAUUGAAAAUGUAAUGAAGGAUUUUAUUUUUUCAAGGACAAUGUAAGAAAGAUGUAUUUGUUUUGGCUUCGAAGGAAUACCUGGACUUUUCUUAACACUCUUGGUUCGUCCAUAUUCGGUCUUAUUCCUUCAAAUUUUUCAUUUGAGUGGUGUUUUUGAUCAAAUAAUCCUUCGCCUACAGUUUACUCUUCAUGAUAACCCGAUAUUUCCUAAUUGGUGUGUGGACUAUAGGGUCGGUCGAAGUCUAUCUUUGCAAACUGCACUCUGUUCGCUUCUUGGUACGACUGCAAAUUCUUGGUAUAGUGACAGGAUCUGGUCGAAACAUCACGAGAUAAUUGUCGAAUUGGAUGAACGGCCAAAUUCCCUUCUGAAUGUGCUGUUUUUUGUGAAGAUCCGACUUUAUCUUAUUAUCUUAGUCUCAUAUCGCAAUGGUUUUUCCAGAUGAGUCUGGACAAUUUUUUUUUGUUAUUUUUUUGUUCGUGCUAUAAUGCCUUAUCUCCGAAGGUAAACCUAUUUCUCUUCAUCCAUGUCCACCUAUUCUAUUCCCAGCGGCGGCAUAUGCUACUUGAUCGAAACGUGUUGCGGAGGGAAAAAUAGGGUCCAAUUUCAGCUUGAAUACUUCCUUUAAUCUUCCUAUUCGUAUUAUUGUGGGCCGUGACUAGAGAUCUCCAAUAUCUCAUCAACCACUUCAAAUUCAUCGGCGUCAAUAAUCACUAUCCGUUGGAGGCGAUUGUUUUCCUUUAGUGCUGUUACUGCCAUAUAUUUGAUUUUCGAACAUUGAUUUGUUGCCCAAUCCUACUAUAGUCUCAGUUUUUGGUCUGACGUAGAGCGUCUCCGUUGUCCCAAACAUUUAUACUAAUGACGUCGAGGUCGUCUACGAAACAUAAGAGUUGUUUACUUUUGCUGAAAAUCGUUCCUUUCAAAUAGAUGCCCGUUCGCCGCAUUAUACACAUUUAAUGGUUUCAAUAAUGACGUUGCAUAGGAUACAGGAUAAGAUAAGAUACCUACGUUGAAUAAGAAUAAGCCCAUACUCUUUCCGCAAGCCUACGAGAUUCGAAGGGACUCAUGCAUUACAUGAAACAGCUCUUCGCACGCGACUGUAUCGUAUGUUGCCCUGAAAUCUAUGAGAAAAUCAUGCGUAGGUACAUUAUACUCCCAAAAUUUCUGGAGGAUUGGUCGAAAUGGGAAAAUUUGAUCUGUGUUAGCAUGGGGCUCUUAAGUGACCACCUUGAGGCGACGUUGACCAGCGUAAUGUAUUGGGUCAUUACAGAUUGAUCGCUCUUUUUGAAGACGGGAUUAACCAUCCCUUCCAUCCUUAUUCCAGUAGUUUCUCCGCCUUCCAAAUGUUAGAAAUUACUCAAUCAUGAGCCGUUACUAGUGGUUCCCAUGGUUACCAUGUUUGUACUGUUUGUCCGGAAGCCUGUCCUUUCCGACGGCUAUAUUAUCCUUCAAGGUUCGAAAACUAACACUGAUUAAACCUGCAAGUAAUAGGCGAAAUACGUAUCCUUCGAGAAUAAAAUUAAUAGUGGAAUUUAAUCUUGAAAAAAAAAAUUUAAUCUUCGACAAAGAUUGUUUGUAUUCCACUUAGUCGCUCAUAAAAACUUUAAUCCCUCAGCUGCCCGAUUUCUCACCGGAUCACUUUGAGAUCGAGAACCGGGACUAUUGCUCAUGGGCACUCCCAGGUUAACUUCCAUUCCGAUUCCUUCUAUUAUAAAUCAAUAUCCUACUCAACUGAAUGUUCGAAGCUGGGUUCCUUAUUUCUUUCAUUCCUUACUCAAUAACUACCAGAUCAACUUAUAUUCAUAGUUAGCAAAUCUAACCUCACAGUCAAUCAACGCGCAUUUACUCACAAAAGCAACACGCAAGAACUCACAAACACUCUGGUAUGAAGAAGUUUAAACAGCAAGAAUACGUAAUACGUGGUACGUAACUCAUUCCAGUUUUCUCCGCUGUAUAUUGAAAUUGUAUGAAAAGAAGUUUAAGCAGGAAUUCUUCUGAAAAAAAUAUAGCUGCUAUUCCUUUAACUAAUUAUAAUUUCAUAUAGGUAAAUGUGUUCACAAAAAAACUACAAUCGGUGAAUAUCCUUCUCAAAACGCACACACAUUUAACAGCACCAUUCAACAGUAAAUGAAGAACUAUUCAGUAUUCUAGCUUCUCGGAAAUGUGAUUAAAUCUCCCAUCUAACGAAUAAUGUACGCUCAAAUUUUCCCGCAGUAUAAAAAUGGGUCGAGUGUGGUGAUAGUGAUGCAACAAACGUGAUCAGAUUUAACUGAAAAGUUUAUUCCAAAAAUUUACAACGAGAAAGCAUAUUAGAAACUUAUUCUUUUUUUUAUCGUUUUACACGUUUACAAUUUUUCAGUUAUUUUUCUGUUUCGUCGCUAUUGUAUUUGGGGAAACUAUUACAAACAAAGAAACAAUAAAAAAUCAAUUGAAUUGAG